AUGUUGUCAUCGGAUAAGAAAUCAAAUUCUGUCAUAUUAAGUGAUACACCAGCUCAGCAGGACAUGUCGCAAGCGGCCUUGGAAUCAAACCUGGAGCAUUUAUCAUUAGAAGCGUUGAGUACAGAUUUAGGCCAAAAGAAGGAAGUUGUGGCAAGGCUGGUUAAGGAAGGUAGAGUCCAGUUGGGGCCAGAUGCGUUCAUUGAUGUCUCCAAGGUACCUGGAAAAGGGAAGGAUGUGCAACCGCAGCCAUUAGAGAACAGGUGCGAAAGUUUAUUGGAGGACCCUGAUAUAUGCCAGUGGACUGGUGAUAGGUCCCAACAGUUGAGAUCGGGUAUACAAAACCCUCCAGACUCUUUUGAAAGGCAGGCCAUGCUUAGUUCGAACCUGGCACAUAACAGGCCUUGGGAUAAAGAAACUAUGAAUUGGGGUGCGAAUUUUGGUGUCUUGACGUUAAAUGAUGUGGAACGUAAGGAUAUGUGGGAAAAAC
Molecule: messenger RNA, 487 nt
Organism: Racocetra persica
Lineage: Eukaryota; Fungi; Glomeromycota; Glomeromycetes; Diversisporales; Gigasporaceae
Source: the annotation of a GenBank genome assembly